GCUGAAUCUGACCGAAAAUUUACACACCAGGCAUGAUAGCGUUUGUGAAUGUGCUACUGAAGCAGCUGAUGGGGCAUCCAGGAAGAGAUGCGUCGCCGCCCAGCGCGUCCUCAUGCAGCAGCGCCGCUUCCGGUCCGGCUUCUUCAAAUAAUUAUUCAGCGGCCGACAAUCUCGCGGCUCCGUGUCGAUGUGGUCAGUCGAAUAGGAGACACCGAGUGGGCGUGUGCUGGUGUUUGGAUGGAGCCGGUAGCCGCCGCAUCUGGCAGUGAUAAUGUCCCGGGCAGCGUCGUCGUCCUGUAUUCCCUCUUUUCCCGGCCGCUGGUGGAGAAAAAUCCCAGUAUGCAGGGUGCCGCCGUCGUUACCGACUGUGAUUGUUGCUGUUACAUUAGAGCAGCUUCGAAGCGCAUUCGACAGCGCCAUAUCCGGCAGAUGGUGGUGGUGGGGCGUGACGUGGGGAUCUCGCUGCGGCUGGACAAAUCACUCUGCACCUCUUCCACGUCGGCACCAUGCAGCACCUCCAGGAUCUGACCGUCAAGCCGCUCUCCGCACUGGUCACCGGUAAGCGUCCGUUGGGUAUCUUGCUGCCUGAGUUGCUGGUGCGCAAAUCACCAUGUCGGCAUCCUGUCGGCACCACCACCAGCGUCGUCAUCUCUGCCCUCCUCCCCGCGGGCCCCUAUAUCUGCGCUGUCUGUGGUGUUGUGUGUUCCUCGGAAACCGCUACACCUUGAAUUGCCAUGAUUCUAAUCCCAGACCUUUGUUUACCGCUUUCAGUUCGGUGUUUUCACAAUUCACGGUGUUCUUCUGUUGGCAUUCCGUCUUUGCUUCUGUUUUUGAUUGUUACUGUAUCUGUAUUUGAUUUUACUACAGUAAUUUUAUAUUUUUUAAUGGGAUUUCUUUAAUUUGCGCUGUCAUUUUUUCAGAUUUACUUUCUAUGGAUUUGCGAAUUUAUAAUUGGUGUAUAAUGGGACUUUAGUGUGUUUCCCUUGACAUUUCAAUAAUUUUAAUUAG
Paramacrobiotus metropolitanus is the source of this 1008-nucleotide messenger RNA. RefSeq lists its product as uncharacterized. Bases 88 to 528 code for a protein of 146 amino acids. The record is from RefSeq and is a predicted model, not a curated record. The transcript has 6 exons. NCBI's taxonomy places the organism in Eukaryota, Metazoa, Tardigrada, Eutardigrada, Parachela, Macrobiotidae.